Homarus americanus (American lobster) is the source of this 433-nucleotide messenger RNA. RefSeq names its product glycine-rich cell wall structural protein-like. Bases 31 to 369 code for a protein of 112 amino acids. The record is from RefSeq and is a predicted model, not a curated record. The transcript is spliced from 3 exons. Lineage: Eukaryota; Metazoa; Arthropoda; Malacostraca; Decapoda; Nephropidae.
UUCUUCCCGAGGAUCAACACGACCUUCAAUAUGAGACUCCUACUAGCAGGCGUGGUGGUGGUGGUGAUGGUGGCGCUAGUUGAAGGAGGACCACGACCAACAUUCUACAAGGGAGGUGGUGGAUAUGGUGGCGGCUAUGGUGAUGAUGGCGGCUAUGGCGGUGGCGGCUAUGGCGGUGGCGGCUAUGGCAAGGGACAUGGCAAAGGAUAUGGUAAAGGAUCUGGAAAAGGGCAUUGUGACUGUGGUGGAGGUGGAUAUGGCGGUGGACAUGGUGGCUACGGCGGUGGCGGAUAUGGCGGUGGAGGCUAUGGUGGUGGACAUGGCGGCUAUGGUGGUGGCGGAUAUGGGAAAGGUAAAGGUUACCACUAGGCCGGAGUCAUAACAAUACCCGGUUGUUUAUUGUUGAUGUUUGUUCAAUAAAGUUUUACCAAUA